This is a messenger RNA of Photinus pyralis (common eastern firefly), 1310 nucleotides long. RefSeq names its product phenoloxidase-activating factor 2-like. Gene Ontology annotation, molecular function: serine-type endopeptidase activity. Bases 183 to 1274 code for a protein of 363 amino acids. The transcript has 3 exons. NCBI's taxonomy places the organism in Eukaryota, Metazoa, Arthropoda, Insecta, Coleoptera, Lampyridae. The record is from RefSeq and is a predicted model, not a curated record. Gene Ontology annotation, biological process: proteolysis.
UAGUAUAUUAUAUACCAUAACGCAGAUUGGUAUUCACUAGCAGGUAACAUUUAAAACAGCAUAACAAAAAUAAAAACCAGUUGCUGCUGCCUAUAGCCUCCGGUAGGCGUAGUACAUUGCAUUUUUACAAGGUGAUCUUGUGUCGAAGUCCAAUUAUAUUCAAGUAAAAACUUUGUUAAACAAUGCACGGUAUGAAUUUAUCGAUUGUAUCGUGCUGUUUAUUGCUCCUUGGUUGGAAACAAUGCGCAGGUGCUACUAACGGGGAUGAUGUAAGUCAUAACUCGACCUCAAAUGGGAAUGAUCAAGGUUUUGGAGAUUGCGAGUGCGUGCCAUAUUUUAAGUGCAACGGUCCCACGCGGAACACAGGGUGCGAUGAUUUUUUAUCCGUUUGCUGUGAAUCCAAGACCCAGUUUCAAGAUGAAAUCAUUCCAAAAAAACAUGAUCGCGGAUGCGGAAGGAGAAAUCCCAAUGGACUAGGGUUCUCUUCAAACGGUGACGCAGACCACGCACAAUUUGGAGAAUUUCCUUGGAUGAUGGCACUACUGGGCAGAGAGACAACGGAAGGUAAUCUCAAUGAGUCGUGGAGCUAUCAAUGCGGAGCUUCUCUUAUACACCGCCAAGUUGUGUUAACUGCUGCGCAUUGCAUCUCUGGGAAAUACAUGAUGUAUAAAAUACGUGCUGGAGAAUGGGACACUAGAACCGAAAAUGAAUUCUAUCCACGUCAAGAAAGGACCGUGAAAACUGCCAUAUUACAUCCGGAGUACAGUAGUAGAUCAUUAACUCACGACUUCGCGCUUUUAAUUUUAGAGUCGCCGGUAAAAAUACAAAAUAACAUUGAUGUUGUUUGUUUACCAGCUAAAGAAGAAAUUAUUGAUAAUAUUACUUGUUACGCAACUGGUUGGGGAAGGGAUAACUUUGGGAAAGAAGGAGACUACGAUGUACUUUUAAAAAAAUUGGAAGCUCCAAUUCUGGACGGGACUACCUGUGAGUCGUGUCUUAGACAUUCUCGUUUAGGCAGCCGUUUCAAGUUGCACGAAUCAUUUCUUUGCACUGGUGGCCAACCAGACAUAGACAUAUGCAAAGCGGAUGGUGGCAGUCCUCUAGUGUGUCCAAUAAAAGGGAAAUUAAAUAAAUACUAUCAAGCCGGAAUUAUCUCUUGGGCUUUAAACUGUGUGGGAGUACCCGGAGUGUACGCUAAUGUCAUAAAGGCGCUUGAUUGGAUUGAUAAAACUAUGACCGACAAUGGAUUCGAAACUUCCUCAUACAAAUAUUAAGUUUGAAGGCAUUUUUUUUAUUUGAGUAAAGCUUUA